This is a messenger RNA of Tachyglossus aculeatus (Australian echidna), 1947 nucleotides long. RefSeq names its product sialic acid-binding Ig-like lectin 5. The record is from RefSeq and is a predicted model, not a curated record. The transcript is spliced from 11 exons. NCBI's taxonomy places the organism in Eukaryota, Metazoa, Chordata, Mammalia, Monotremata, Tachyglossidae.
AUGUCGUGGUAUAUACCACUUGCCUCCACGCCCAGCUCCAGUUCGAAGCGCCAUGAAACACUAGGGCUGAAGAUCGCACUGAGGAUGAGGCUUCUGGGUCCCUCAGCCAGUGGUUGAACAAGAGCGGACCCUGCCUGUAACCCUGCUGGCCACAGAGGUGAGUCCGGAGGGGAAGCUGGGGACUGGGAGGUGAGAUCGCUGCGCUUCCCCCAGGACUCAGACAUGGGGUGUCCUCAGCCACAGCUCCUCUUGACUCUGCUAAUCGCUGUGCUGCAGUGUGGUGAGGGGGCUCCAUCCUGGCAUGUGGUCCUGCCCUCCUCCCUGAAGGCCCUGCAGAGCUCCUGCGUGGUCUUGCCCUGCUCCUUCAGUGCCCCACCAGAAGCCAGGCCCCCCUACAUCAUCACCUGGUACCUGUACCGCUCCAUGAGGUACCCCGAGGUCUUCCGCAGCUCUGCCACGGCCAGUGGCCAGGGUGAUGCCCAGACCCGCUGGAAGCUGCAUGGGGAUCCGGCCCAGGGGGAGUGCAGCCUGCGGAUCAACCCUGUGCUCCCCAGCGAUACAGACGUCUACUACAUCUGGAUCAACUUCGAGGGAGGGCACAAAGGCUUUUACGACAAAACUCUGACCUUGACCUUGCAAGAAACUCCGGAGCCUCUGCAGCUGACUGACUCCGGGGAGCUGAAGGAAGGGGUGCCCGCCACCCUCACCUGUUCUGUCCAGCACACCUGCCCCUCGGACCCCCCUACCCUGAUCUGGUCUGGCCAGGGGGAGGCCGCCAACGUGAGCCACCAGCCUCUGCGGGAUGGGGUGUGGCGGCUGAUGUCCCAGCUGCAGCUGCUGCCCUCAGCCUCUGACCAUGGGCGCCUUGUGGAGUGCAGAGUGCUCUACCCCAGCGGUCAGCGGAGCCAGGCCAAGACAAACCUCCAAGUCAAGCACCUGCCCCGGGCAGCCCAGGUGUUGAUACAGGGUUCUGGACCACUGAUCGAGGGCGGCUCUGUCACCCUGCGCUGUACCUGCCAGAGCCACCCACCGGCCCAGGGCUUCCGCUGGACCCAGGGGCCCACACGUGCGAGCGUCCCGGGGGCCGGAGACCUGGACACCGUGAAAGUGACGGGCCUGCUCCGUGACACCGGACCCUAUUACUGCGCCGGGAUCAACGAGCUGGGGGUCGGGGAGGAGUCGGCACCGCUGAGCCUGGACCUCCAGUACAAGCCACUGCUCCUGCCCCUGGGAAACUGCUCAGCACAGCCCGAUGGGGGAGUGACGUGCCACUGUGGGGCCCGGGGGAACCCGAACCCAAGCCUCCAGUGGCUUCUGCCUGGCGUUGCCCACCCCGUGCCCAGCGACUACAAUGACUCGGCCGUGAGUGCGGUCUCCUCGGCCUGGGAUGGGGCUGUGCUUGGGGAGCUCCGGAUGCCCGUUUCCCCGCCUGGGAACGUGACCUGCCGGGCACUGAACCUCCAUGGCCACAGCGAGCUGCUGCUGCCCCUGCUCCCUCUGCCACCCUCAGAGCCAGAACAGCAGCUGCUUAUGGCCUUGGGGGCCAGUGGGGCCGGGGUGCUGCUGCUCCUGAUCCUGGUGAUUGUGGUCUGCCGGUGGAUCCGAAGCCGAAAACAUGGGGCGCAGUCUCCCUUGGGACUGAGCCUGCAGGAAGAAAACCAGGCUGGGGGAAAGCUGAGCCAGAGCCCCAGCAACGGGGAGACCGGAGAUCUAAUCCACACGUAUCACACCCGGCGGGGGCCAGAACCACCCCUCUCACAGAAGCUGGCAGGGGAGAAGUUUGAGAUUCCAGACCCAGAUGCUGAUUAUGAGAACUUUGAAGUGUUUGCCGGAGGUAGCCAGCCCCACCACCUGACUGAGCAGAUAUACUCCAACAUGUGACCUCGAGCGGCCCCCCGCCCCAUUUUUCAGAGGGGUGAGGGCCUACCACUCCCAGCCUCGCCCAAC